Messenger RNA from Fundulus heteroclitus (mummichog), 6628 nucleotides. Its product is annotated as methyl-CpG-binding domain protein 5. Lineage: Eukaryota; Metazoa; Chordata; Actinopteri; Cyprinodontiformes; Fundulidae. The record is from RefSeq and is a predicted model, not a curated record. Bases 593 to 4810 code for a protein of 1405 amino acids. The transcript has 10 exons. Gene Ontology annotation, molecular function: DNA binding; chromatin binding. Gene Ontology annotation, cellular component: chromocenter; nucleus.
GCAGACCGAGCCCGCGCAUGCUCAGUGCGGCUCUCCAUCAUCUCCAAUAUUCCAGUGUAGGAGAAGCAGCAGAAGCAGAGAACUAAUGGGAGCCAUGGAGAAACCACUACCCAACUGUGUUUGGAAACCAAUAUGCUAAAAAGACCCAAUUUUCCUGUCUGAGGGUUAUUUUUGUUUUUUUUGUUUUUGUUUGUUUUUUCAUGGGAAAUGGACAAAUGUUGAGAAGCUAAGGACUUACUCACUUACUCACUCCUGGUCCCCCCCCCUGUCCCUUCCCCCCUCCAGCCAGCCGGAUGGCUCCCAACGACAGGAUACAGUAAUGGAUGUCCUCACGCCGUUCCGUACUGUAGCCAGAAUGCAGCUCAAAGGGUAGGGUCAGCUGUGAGCCCGCCUCACCCUACCCUCCCACCCCCCCACCCCUACGCCCGUUAGCUCCGGCAUCGAAGCAGAGUCCUGCAGACCCCGGCAAUUCUCUCGCCCCCCCCCCUCCCAGCACCGACACCUCCACCACGGCUUCGGAAGACGGAACAUGGCGCCGGUUCAUGUCUGAUAGGCACACGUCUGAGGCGUCGAGCGUAAAACCAGCGGAGCAAUGAAUGGCGGAAAGGACUGCGAGGCGGGAGAUGAGCGGCAGGCCGUCCCUGUCCAGGUCCCCAUUGGCUGGCAGCGCAAGGCGGAGCACGGCGGGGGCGUCGUGUAUGUGAGCCCCAGCGGCUCGGUGCUGUCCUGCCUGGAGCAGGUGAAGACCUACCUGCUCACGGAUGGAACGUGCAAAUGCGGCCUGGAGUGCCCGCUCAUCCUCCACAAGGUGUUCAACUUCGACCCAGGGGCGGCUGUAAAACAGAGGACCGCGGAGGACGUGAAAGCAGACGAAGACGUGACCAAACUCUGCAUUCACAAGAGAAAGCUCCUAGCUGUGGCCACGCUGCACAAGAGCAUGGAGACACACCCGCCUCUAGCGCUGACAAGUCCAGGAGGAGGUACUUCAUCUGCGGUGGCUGUGCAUUCUACAGCUCAACGAGUAAUAAGGACUAAAGCCCAUGAUGGGUUGCCCAAUACUGUUGGCCCGGAGUGCAAGAACCCGUUUAAGAUGAUGAUGGCGGCCGGACAGCAGCAGCAGCAGAGGUUGUAUCCACCACAGGAGACAAGUGGAGCCCCGCAGCCAGAGCUUUACUCUGGGUACUCCCGGGCACAGAGGCUACCGAGUGGGGAUCCAGGAACUAAAUCUCCAUAUCGGCCUGGGUAUGGAGGCAUGUUGAGCCCGUCUUCCUCCAGUGCAAAACUGUACGGAGAUGGCUCUCAGUCCCCCAGCACAGACACUCUUGGCAGCCCCGAGGGCUUUCACAGAACCAAUCCUUGUGGAUUUCCAGGAGCCGGCAGUCCCGGUUCAGCAGCCCUCCAUGGGAACUCUAGGACUCCUCUUUCCCCGCCCAGUGUAAUGCUUCACGGCUCCCCUGCAGGCCAGCCGUCCUGUGCCAUCACAGGAAGGACUAGCACGCCCCUCUCUCCUACGGCCACUGCCAAAAGCCCCGUCAUGAACAUGAACAUGCCGCGGGGGAACUUCCCGCCGGGCAUGGAUCUGCCUCGAGCAGCGUUCCACCAUAAAGCCCAGCCCCCCGUGCAUCCUGUACCCCCGCCGCCAUCCAUACCGCCGCCCUGUGCUCUCCAGAAAAGGCAGUUGACGUCUGAGAAAGACCCCUUAGGCAUUCUCGACCCCAUCCCCAGCAAGCCGGUUAGCCAGCCCCCACCCCAUGCCCCCAACCCCUCCAACUUCCAGCCCAACAUCCACUCUCAGGUACAAUUGAUGAAUGUAAACAUCCCCCCUCCUGCCAUCGUCCCCCUGCCAAGCAACUUACCUUUACCCACAGUGAAGCCUGGACCCGUGGGCCACGGCGGCAACGUGCAAAGGACUCAACAGAGCGGUCCUUCGUCCGCCAUGUCCCCCUCCCCCGUCACCUCCCCCGUUCACAUGACCGGGCCGGUCCUAGGGAGGAUGGAGGCCUCGCCUCACCGCUCGCGCUCCUCCUCCACCUCCUCCGAGCACGGGAGCUUUGCCAUGCCCUCGGGUCACCAAGCCCCCUGUGCCACCAUAAAGGUCCCCCCUCGCUCUCCCCGGUCGGCCAUGGGGUCUCCCCGGCCGGCCAUGCCCUCCAGCCCUUCCACCAACAAAACCGACUCCCUCCACCAGUAUAAAGACUCCCAGCUGCUGCCUGGGAUGGGGACCCCCGUGGGCACCCACCAGCACAGCAACUCCAUGUAUUCGCCCACCUCUUCCUCCUCUCUUGCAACUUCCAGCGCUUCCCAGAAGGGCCACCCUGGACUCCUCGGGAUGCCCCUCAACCAGAUCCUGAACCAACAGAACGCCGCUUCCUUCCCAGCCAGCAGCCUCCUCUCAGCCGCAGCCAAAGCACAGCUAGCAAAUCAAAACAAACACGGCACCGCUGGCAGCGGCGCCCCCGGCAUGGCCGCCCCCGGUGGCGGCGGCGCGGUCGGCAUGCCCGCCAUGGGGGCGGCCGGCAGCGGCAACGGCGGGGGCGUGGGCCCCCGAAGCAUGGAGGGACACAGCACUUUAAACCCCAUGCUCCCUCCAAACUCCACCAUGCUGCUAAGCACUCCGGAGGGCCAGAGCGGCCGGGCGGCGCUCCGCGACAAACUCAUGGCCCAGCAGAGGGAUCCGGCGCGCAAACGCAAGCAGUCGUCCAGCGGCGCCGGGAACCACGACGGCGGCAGCAACAUGGUCUUCAACAUGCUCAACAAGCCGGGCAUGGGGGCGCCCCACAUGCAGCUGCCCAGCGCCACGGAGCAGCUGCGCAAAGUGGGUCGGAUGGGGAACCUGCACCCCAACGCCUCCAUGGCCCAGCUGCUGCAGUCCAUGAGCUGCCACAGCUCCCACAACAUGGCGGGGAACGGCCAUCGCCCGGGCCUCAGCCCCGGCUCCCAUCACUACGACGCCGCCUCGGGGAUGCUCCCCCAGCAGAACCUCCUGGUCCAGCAAAGGUUGCGGCCCCCGGGAGAUCCCAUCCAGCACUGCCAGAGCCUGGACCCCCCCGGGGGCCACCUGGUCCCCCGCCAAGGCCAGUUCCCCGACAUGAUGGCUCAGAUGCAGGCCCAGUCCAUGAGCAGCUGUGGACCCAUCGGCCCCGACGGCAUGCCGCUGGUACGCCCCAACACUAAUCCACCCCCACUGUCCCACCCGGGCCCUCACCCCUCACAGCUCCACAGCAUGAGGAGGACUAACGUCGUGCCGCACGGGGGGAGCGAUAGAGGCUGCAACCAGGCCGUCUCCGACUCAGGCUGUGGCAUUGGGACCCUGCAGCCACACGUCAACGCUGGCGGAGGUCAGCUGUACCAACAGCAGGUCCACCAGGGAAUGCCACAGGCGGUGUCCUCACACCCGGCCUACCAGGGGCAGCAGCACUUCUCUGACAACCCACACUACAAAGACGGCAGCAAUGGCGGCUCCAUGUCCUGCCUCUAUCCCAACUACCAGCAGGGAAUGUUGCCCCACCCACCGUUCGGGGAGGAGCAGCAGCAGCCCCAAAGCGAGGGGCUCCCGUCAUGCCCGCCCGGUUCUGAGCGGGGCCCCGGCGGAGGGCCGGAGGUGGUGGACGCCAUUUACAGAGCCGUGGUGGACGCCGCCAGCAAGGGCAUGCACGUCACCAUCACCACCACGGUGAGCGGGACCACGCAGGCCAGCCCGGUGCCCGCCCUCAGUGCCAUGAGUGCCUUCACCGCCAACAUGGGGGAGCCUGUCAACCUCCCCCAGGCGGUCAGCGCAGUGCUGCACGGGCACCAGGACGGCGAGACGUUACCCAGACAGAGGCAGGUGAGGCGCGGCCAGAAGAACAUGGAUCCGGGGAAGAGCACGCCGGACGGCCCGGACACCAACGACUACUUCCGCUCCCCGGGCCGAGGAACCCCCCGGGGGCAGUGGGACGGAGAGACGCCCCACGGGGGAGGCUUCGACUCGCAGGGCAGCAACGCCUGGGGGGGCGAGGAGUUCCUGGAGUGCUCCACCCAGGUGAGAAGCAGCCCUCUGAUGGAGAGGCCCGCCAGCCUGGCGCCCGCUCCCCCCUGCCCCGGCGAGGGCUCCAACGACCACGGCCUCCCCGUCCCCCACGAUAAGACCUUCUUCGACCGGUUCAACAACUGCAGCCGGACGCCCGCCAACUACAAGGAGCGUCUGGAGCAAACCGUGGAGCGGUGCGCCCACAUCAACGGCGCCACCCCCCACUUCAACGCCAGGGCCUACGGGGACGUCCUGGGCCCCCCGCGGCAGGAGCUGACGGGGGACGACCAGUCCCCCGGCUCCUCCACCAGCCUGGAGGGGCCCCUGGCCACGCCCAAAGACUACAGCCACUACAACGGCAGCUUCAACGGCAUGGCCCCCAGCCCCUCCGACACCAAGAGCCUGAGCAGCGAGGAGGACCUGCGGCAGCCCGACUCGCCCUCCUCCGAGCUCCUCCACUACCGCUCCAGGACCUUCAACAUGGGGGAGCUGGUCUGGGGUCAGCUGAAGGGCUUCCCGCCUUGGCCCGCCAAGCUGGCCGGGGACGAGCAGGUGCACUGCGCUGCCAUGCAGCUGCGAGAGCAGGCCAAGGUGGAGCCGGAGAAGCUGAAAACACUAACCCACGACUUGGAGGCACUUGACCGAGCCGCCAAGAGAGGCCUGAAGCCCAAACUGAACAACCCCCUGCAAGCUGCUCUCCACGAGGCCAUGAGUGAGCUCGAUAAGAUGUCGGGCACACUCCCAUCCAGGGACCGUCAGCUGAUGCUGCCCAAGCCCAAGAGGAGGAAAAUCUCCAGAUAACAUUGAAUGUGUCCGGCCCAGGAACGUCCUGGGAGCCAGCGGCGGCUCCCGUUGGGCCAUCCCUGCUCGUCAACAGGUGCUACACAUGGACUCUCAGUGGUACAAACCUCGUUCCCUGAUACCGACUUGACUUUGUGACCACAGAAGGUGCUGGAAGCUCCAAUCACCGAUACAGUUUUAACUGUAAAGAGGAAAAAAAAAAGAGAGAACAAUAUUUAAAAAAACAAACAAACACCUAAAAACAGUUGCAAUUUGUCUACAGUUCACUGAAUUAACUAUUUUUUUCUAGUAUAAGAUAGUAAAAUAAACAAAAAAAAGCAAAAAAAAAAAAAAAGCUACAAGCAUUACCUUACAUAUUUAAGAAAAAUAGACAGUCCAAAUAUUUCUGAUACAUUUUCAAUAUGUAUAUAGAUAAUCCUGAAAUUUCCUGCUAUUAAGAAUUGUAUGUAAAUAUUGUACAAUGUCCAUGUACAAGCGUACCUAAUGCACAUUUUAUCUUUUAUUGUACAAAAACAAAGCAGUAGAAGUGUACCAACGUCUCGGGUGUCUUGUCCGGUGCCGCGCGCGCAGGACAGACGAGACGGGAGCCUAAAGCUUUUUUUAUAAGACGAACCGUCAGUCGUGCCGUUUUCCUUCUUUUCUCCAGCCGAGUGUCGGGCUUCGGGCGUUUCCUUCAGAACCCUGAACAGAAUGAACUUUACCAGCAGAAAGUGCCCCGUGUUUUAUUUCCCUCCACCAGCUUCACCCGAGACAGGACAGCUCCAAUCAGGCGCUUUUAGGGAGGAAUAAUCCACCUUAAAUUAACGUUCGGAUUAAAAAACAAAAAAAGAAGUCAUAUCUCCAGGAAAAUAUAAACCCUGCUUUUUCUCAAUUUGACACUCCUCAACCGCUAAAUUUAACCCAAGCGUUGCCGUUUAAAGGUGGAUUUUUCCUUCGUAAUUUCAGCCUCCGUCGCCGAUUCGACUGUUCUCAUGCUUGUCUGUACAGUAUUUUAGUUACUUUUACCACAACUAUAGCUUUAGGUGGACUAACCAACCUCAGAGUUUAGAUCAUGGAAAGGAAACACUAACUUGACGGAAGCAUUUUCUUCUUAUUUAGAGGCCUUUUUUUUUUGUUUCUGUUUUUUUUGUUGCUUGUUGAUGUAAAUUAUUUAUGUACAGUACUCCAUAUUUAUUUUAAGCUUUACAAAUAUGCUAGAUGGCAAUAAUACUACCAAGAGUUGAGAACUAAAGCCUUAUAUGUGUAUAUGUAUGUUUUUUUUUUUUGUUUCCUGUUUUGUUUUUUUGUUUUUUGUUUUUUUAACAGGUGAACAGCAGAUCAUGUGUCCCGUCUUUUAUUUAAGAAGUUUUGGCAUUCAAGAUUGCUCGUUAUGUUACGCAUUGUGUCAUGAGGUGUUUUGGUAUAAAGACCGUGUUAUUUAUGAAUAUUAACCUCAGAAAAAGGCAGAUGUGGAGGUAUUAAAUGCAGUUUUAACACUACAGUAUGGACAGUAUCGGGGAAACUCUGCAUGGAAAUCUGCUGCUCCGCCAGAUCAACGACCUGAAAUAGCUACCGAAUGAUCAAGUGCAAUAAACCAAGCGAUGGAUCGACUGCAUCCUUAGCUACCUUCAGUGCUCUGCUUUUGUUUUCUUUUAAUCUGCUUAUUUCUCCCUUUUUUUUUUUUUUUUUUUUUUAUAAUGUAUUCAAACUCCUCUGUACUCUCACAGCUUAAGAUGUUUCCUCCAACCGGACCAGUACCUGAGCUCCAGAGCUGGUCCUACAGAAGCACAUCCAGCUACCAGUAUGGUUGUCCAAGCAGCUGCCUGACUAAAAAAAAAA